AUGGAAGGCCUGUCUGCCGCCGCGAGCAGUAUCGCCGUGGUGUCUCUUGCCGUUCAGCUGGCUGACAGCGUCAAGAAGCUAUGUGACUUUUGGGAAUCCAUCAAAGAAGCGCCAUCAGACAUGAAGGAAAUCUCUACAGACUUGGAACUGCUGUCGGGCGUUCUUACCGACAUAGCUUACGAGGCACAACACGUGGGGCCUAACGCGACGCUCUUAGCCUCCUUGGAUGCUUGUUCUUUCAAGGUCAAAAGACUCGUCACACUCCUCGACGAGAUUGAACCGGGUUUCGCUUCAACGAGCUCGCGUGUUCGCAAAUGGACCGCUUUCAAGGCCGUAUUGAAGUCUGGGAAAUUGACGAAAUUUCAGGAAGCCUUAGAGAGGUUGAAAGGCACCUUGUUGCUAGUGCAACAGAAUCAGAACAGUACGGCCCUCCCUAUUUCGAGAUUGGGGGAAGAGGAAAUUACGAACCUCGACACUAAAAGGGACGCUGUUGGUACUGCUGGAGAUGCUGCCAUUGUUGACCACGACGAGCUCCCGCCCAAACCUAAAUUGGAAGAAGACCCUGGUGAAAACCGUACGACGAUGGCAACUCGACCUACUUGCAGAUAUUUCAGAGACGAAGUGGUCUGUAUGGACUGUUGGAUUUACUAUGAACGGACUGGGACACGCUAUCAACCAAGCAACGACGAGAACUCGUCGGAGAACGAGUCCUCUUCCUCCCAAGGCGACUCUUCAGAAGAUGAGUUUUCUCCAUUCCAUAUCCAUUUUUAG
Letharia columbiana is the source of this 771-nucleotide messenger RNA. RefSeq lists its product as uncharacterized. The record is from RefSeq and is a predicted model, not a curated record. The transcript has 2 exons. NCBI's taxonomy places the organism in Eukaryota, Fungi, Ascomycota, Lecanoromycetes, Lecanorales, Parmeliaceae. The coding region runs from base 1 to 771 and encodes 256 amino acids.